Alosa sapidissima (American shad) is the source of this 848-nucleotide messenger RNA. RefSeq names its product thymosin beta 1 (gene tmsb1). The record is from RefSeq and is a predicted model, not a curated record. Bases 137 to 280 code for a protein of 47 amino acids. The transcript is spliced from 3 exons. Gene Ontology annotation, molecular function: actin monomer binding. Gene Ontology annotation, biological process: regulation of cell migration; actin filament organization. NCBI's taxonomy places the organism in Eukaryota, Metazoa, Chordata, Actinopteri, Clupeiformes, Clupeidae. Gene Ontology annotation, cellular component: cytoplasm.
GUUGGUUUCCAUGUUACCCGGGAAGAAGGGCGUGAUUUACUAUUUAAACCGCUCACCUCCCACACGGAUUACAGAAGUUCCCUAAACGCCUUGCCGUGCAAGACUCAGACGAGGACAUUCUCAGCCGACUGCCAACAUGAGCGACAACAACCCCGUCACCCAGGAGGUGCAGACCUUCGACAAGAAGUGUCUAAAAAAGACCAACACAGCGGAGAAGAACAGUCUCCCGACCAAGGAAGAUAUCGAGGCGGAGAAGAAGGCAGCAGCGGAGUCCAAAUGAACCAGUGACGCCUCCCCUGGACCAGUCUCCCUUUACCCAGCUCCUGCUUCCACUGGACCAGUCUCCCUUUACCCAGCUCCUGCUUACCCUGGACCAGUCUCCCUUUACCCAGCUCCCGUCUCUGCUUCCAGUUAACAGAUACCUGCUUGUGCAUCAUGUCCACUUCCUUGCUGUGUCUGCAUCCUUAAUCAUUUGAGGCAGUUUAAUUUGGGUAGGAACCACAUGACAACAUGAGGUGGGCUAGGUCCAAAGUCAGCCAUGUAUAAUGCAGCUAUUAUGGUAAAAUAAAAUAUACAGAAUCAUUUUUAUGUGAAUGAAUGUGUUUGUGUGUAUUCUUCAAAAGAAAGGAUGAAACAUAUCCAUUGUGGGAGUGGUCAAAUUGGCAAAUCCAGCCAAUUAAGCACAAACAAAGCACAUCCUUCUGUCCAACCAGUUUGACCGGUUCAGCGUGACCACUCCCUCUCAGCAAGUCCUCUGUAUUUGGUGCCAUUCUGGAUGAGUUGCUCUAAAUACCAUGUGAAAUGAUAUUUUUGUUUUAAUAAAAUAAUAAAGAAUGUUUUAAAUUGAA